AUGUUUUCCGACGGAGCUAACGUUUUCCGUCUGCUGCUCAUGAUUAUCGGCAGUCAGAUCACGACGUCGCUCGUCCCUGUGUACGUCCGUCGCUUCUUCUUCCACCGCUACCUCUACCGCGAGGGGUACGUCACGCGCGGCGGCCGCCGGAGCGAACCCGUGGUGACAGUACGGAGCGGAGAGGCGGGGGGGGUGGAUGAGAUGAUCGGGGAAGGCGAGGGUGGCGGGGAGGCCUUGGGGGUGCUGGAGGAGGAGCAGCGUCGCGCAUCGGAGGACGAUAAGGACACUGACGGGCGCGGUGAUGCUGCAUUGGGCACCAAGGCCGAGGGGUCAGGUGCGGUGGGGAGUGGUAGAAGCAAGGUGACCCACGUUCAGAGCGACCCGGCUAAGGUGUCCCCGAUUGGGUCCAGCGGCGCGAGCAGAGGGCGGGACGGAGCUCUUGUGAUUCCCGUUUAUGACGCUCCAGCGGGGUCCGACGUGGAUGCCACGCGGCAAGAUUCCAGCCAGAAUGGUCCGAGAUCUGCUCGCGCUGAUUUGGACGCGCUGCGACUGGACAGCAGCCAGCACGGGCCGCGGUCGGCGCGGUGGGACGGCGACCGGCGUAUGUGGGACAGCCCGCGCAACGCGCAGGGGCGGCCGGCGCUGACCCCGCGGAGGGCGUUCGGGCUGGAGGACGCGCUGGAGCGCACAGUGGCGCCGCUUUCGGGGCGGUACCAGGCGGGGGAAGAGAACGCGUGGCACACGUGGUCGGGGGACGUGGCGCGCGCGGAGGGGCAGCGGCUGAAGCUGGCGCUGGAGAUCAUGCGCGUGCAGCAGCAGCAGCGCGACAGCGAGCAGCGACCGGGGCUGUUCCUCCAGCGCACCCUCUCCUCCAGCACCUGGCGCACUGAGGACGCUGAAGGGGCUAGUGCUGGCGCUGAUGCUGAACUGCUGCCCAUUGGCCCGGGCGAACGAAGAUUCCUGGAACUGAGGGCGUUGGAGUUGCUGAGCUGGCUGGUGCCCGUGUACUUCGUGGUGGUGCAGGCCGUGGCCGUGCUGCUCAUGCUCGUGCUCGUGCACGUGUCACCGUCCGUUAAACAGGUCGUGGACAGCAACGGCGUCAGCCCCGUCUUCUUCUCCUUCUUCCAGGUGGUGUCAUCGUUCAGCAACACGGGGCUGGUGCUGCUCAACAGCAACCUCAUGGACUUCAACAGCAACGUGCCGCUGCUGCUGGGCCUCUCCGCGCUCAUGCUCCUCGGCAACACCCUCUUCGCCCCCGUGCUGCGUGGCCUGCUGCUGCUGCUGCACCGCGCCGCCAAGGGCGAGAACAAGGUGGUGUACGAGUAUCUGCUGCAGCACCCGCGCAAGUGCUACACGCACCUCUUCCCGCGCUCGUCCACGCUGUGGCUGGUGGCCACGGUGGUGGCGUUCAACAGCAUCGAGUUCAUCUUCUUCUGCGUCUUCGACUGGAACUCCACCGCCCUUGAUGGCCUCUCCAGCGGCACGAAGGUGCUGGUGGGGUAUUUCCAGUCCAUCUGCACGCGCACCACCGGCUACAAUGUCGUUGUCCUCGCGCUGCUCUCGCCACCCAUGCUCGUGCUCUACAUCGGUUUGAUGAACGUGGCAGUGUAUCCGGUGUACCUGGCGCGGCAGACGUCCCGCGAGCAGCGCGAGGUGUACGACGACGAGGACAUCGGCGUGUUCUACGAGGACCUGCAGGAGGGCGUGCUGGACCCGGGCGUGCUCACGCAGGGCAAGAAGCUCUUCCUGCACGACACGGCGCUCAUCUUCUUCGCCAUCUUCCUCGUGUGCAUCAUGGAGAGCGCCAUGAUCACCUCCGACCCCACCAACUUCUCCAUCUUCAACAUCAUCUUUGAGAUCAUGAGUGGCUAUGGCAACGUGGGCUUCUCUCUCGGGUACACCUGUCCAGAAGAUGCCCCCCCUGGCUGUGUCUCCCCGCCCUACAGCUUCUCAGGGGUGUGGCGCACGGAGGCGAAGGUGGUGAUGGUGCUGGUGAUGCUGCUGGCGAGGCACCGCGGGCUGCCAGACAACAUCGACGCCGCCAUUGUCAUCCCCGACCAGAAGCAGUUCCAUUUCGCCGCUAAGGCUCACGAGGCAGCAGCAGCCUCAGGCACAGACGCAGAGCAUGAUGAGGUGGAGAGCAUUGCGUCGUCGAGGAGGCGAGGCGGCAAGGGGCCUGUGAUUCCACACAGGGCCUUGAUACGAGCCCACAGCAGCAGCCAGAUACUGCUGCCAGGCAGCAGCCUCAGAGCCAGUAUGGAUACGUUUGAUCGUUCAACAACACCCACAGCAAUGAGCACCACCAUGUCGUCGCCGUCCUCGCGCACCUACUGGUGCCAUCAGUGUGCGACCGUCGCCGCCAUCGCGCGCCCUUCCCCCACGCCCUCCAUGUGCGGUCCUCGCUGCCCGGCGUGCGGAGGCGGCUUCGUCGAGGAGCUCCCCGCGCGCGCGCUCGCCGCGCCCGCCACGCUCCCCUCGUCGCCCGCGCGUGCCGACCUCUCGUUCGCCGACGCUUGGGAUGACAUGCGCAGCGUGCUCGCUCAGCGUUCCGAGCACCAGCGCGCCGAGCCGGGGUCAUCGCGGUCGUCGUCGCCCGACAUCGGCGGAAGCGCCGCCAUUGCGCGCGAGGCCGCGUCGCCCCCCACAUCCCCAUCGCCAUCCGACGGCGGCGAGGCUUCCACCGCUCCCACCCGCACAGGCCGCUCCCCGCGUGGACUACGCGACGCCUCUCGCCGCGUCGUCCUGGACUCGCUCGAUCCGCGCGACGACGUGCUUCCGCUGGGCUCGCAGCAUCGCACGAGCGGUCGCAGGGAGUCGCCGAGCGGCGUGUUCGGCGACUACGGCGACGUCGAGGACGGCUUGGCGCGCUUCCUGCGCGACAUGUGGGAGGAGUCGUCGUUCCUGGAGGUCGCCACCGCGCAGCUGCGCGCCAGAAGCGCGCCGAUGAGCGACACUGCCCGGGGGCAGGUAGCGGGCAGUGACGACGAGAGUAGCGACGACGCCGUGCCGCCACGCGUGGGUACAUCGAACGCAGCGCCAGCUGCAGCGGGCGUCAUCAGUGAAUCGGGCGAGUUCUCGGGGCGAGAGGGCGACUACUUCCUGGGGGACGACCUCAGCGCGCUCGUGGACCGCAUCGCCACCGCACACCCCGCGCCCCACACCAGCACGCACACGCCAGCGUCGAGGGCGGCGGUGCGGGCGCUGCCGCUGCGCAUAGUGCGCGAGGAGGAUGUGGCGGGGGGCGUGGCGGCGUGUGCGGUGUGCCACGAGGACAUGGGCGUGGGCGCCGUGACGCAGCAGCUCCCGUGCCGCCACGCGUACCACAGCGACUGCAUCCUGCCCUGGCUUGCGCAGUCCAACACCUGCCCCGUCUGCCGCUUCCGCCUGCCCUCCCAGGCCGAGGCCGAUGCCGCCCCCACGUGCCCCUGGCACCAUGGCGCCCUGCUGGGCGCUGAGACGCGCCAGGGGGCUGGCGGUGGGUCAUGGCAUGCGGCAUCCUCCUUCUCGUCGCUGCUGCAUCAACGCAUCCACACUGCUGCCCCCACGCCCUGGAGCCAACAGCAUCAUGCCCAUGCCCACGCCCCCUCCCAUACCCAUCACCAUGCCCAUGAUGCAUCCCACGCCCACCGCCCUGCCCGUUCGCCCUCCAUGGGCCGUGGGCCCUCGGGUGCCGCCUCCUCUGACCGCUGGCCUGCCCCCUCCGCUGCCUCUUGGCGCGCGUCCGCCUCCUCUGCUCGCCCCUCGCCUGGCGCCACACCCAUGCCACUGCAUGGCGCGGCGCAGGGCGGCGUGGGGGACAGGGGCGUGCGGCAGGGGGGCAUGGAGGAAAGGGGAGUGGGGGGAAGAGCAAUGCAGCAGGGUGGCGCGGCAGUGGGGGGGGCGAGCAGCAGGGAGGUGAGGAUGCGCAGCGAGGCAGUGAGGCGGGCCGUGGGGUCGUCGUGGGAGGCUUAUUUGAUGCGCCAGCGCGCCAGGCAGCUGGGGGGAGAGCGGCUGGUGGGGGUAGCCAGGCAGCAGGGGGGGGGAGGAGGCAGGCAGGGGAGCAGUGCAAGGGAGGGGAUGCGGGGUGAUGCUGUGCAGGGGCGGGGGGAGGGCAUGGGAGGAGGAAGAAGUGAGGCAGGGCCGUCGGUGGGAGGGGCUGGGGUGAGUGAAAGGCUUCCUGCUGCUGCUGCUGCUGCUGCAGCGUCUGAUGGGCUGGCAGUGUGGCGCCGUGACCUGAUUGGUGCAGCGAGAGGCACUGUGUUUGCUGACAGGGGGGAGAGGGAGAGGAGGUGGGGAGGUGGGGCAGUGGCGGUGAGGGGAAGGGUGCAAAGGGAGGGCACGGGGGGCAGCGUGGGUGGGAGUGGCAGUGGCAGUGGCAGCGGCAGUGGCAGUGGUGGUACGAGCUCAGAUGAGAGCCGCGAGCUGAGCGAGGCCAGCCCCUCGUCCCCACCGCUCACUCCCUCCUCUCUGGCGCCUGUGCUUGGCAGCAGCGGGCAUGGGUCCCCGGAGGGUGCGCCUGCCCGGGAUAGAAUGCCUCCCCUCGUCAUGCGUUUCCAUUCGUCACCCGCGUUUCCCUUUGUCACCCGCGUUUCCCUUCGUCACCCGCGUUUCCCUUCGUCACGUGCGUUUCACUUCGUCACGCGCGUUUCCCUUCGGCACGCGCGUUACCCCUCGUCGCGCAAGUUUCCCCUCGUCACGCGCGUUUCCCCUCGUCUCGCGCGUUUCCCCUCGUCUCGCGCGUAUCGCUUCGUCGCGCACAUUUCCUCCACUCGCGCCCGCGCCUUCCUGUCACGCGCGCUUCCCCUCGUUGCGCGCUCUCCUCCCCUCGUCUCGCGCGUUUCCCCUCGAUACGCGCUAUCCUCCCUGGUCUCGCGCGCUUCCCCUCGUGAAGGGCCGAGGGGGAAAGAUAGAAGGGGGAGGAUGGAGGGGGAGGAACAGAGGGGGGAGGGCAGAGAGUGGGAGACGAAGGGUGAGAGCGGGUUCUUCCCUCACUCCCUCUCCCCAUCGACCUCAAUUUUCCCAGAGUGUUUACACCCCUCUUUAUUUGACCGACCUCCCUUUCUCCCACCAGCUCUGUGUACCCCGCAAUCCCUUAUCCUUUGCCUCACCUGCUUCCCCCCUCCCACCUCCCUGCUUCCCCCCUCCCUCCACCCUGCUUCCCCCCUCCCUCCGCCCUGCUUCCCCCCUCCCUCCGCCCUGCUUCCCCCCUCCCUCCUCCUUGCUUCUCCCCUCCCUCCUCCCUGCUUCCCCCCUCCUUCCUCCCUGCUUCCCCCCUCCCUCUGCCCUGCUUCCCCCCUCCCUCUGCCCUGCUUCCCCCCUCCCUCUGCCCUGCUUCCCCCCUCCCUCUGCCCUGCUUCCCCCCUCCCUCUGCCCUGCUUCCCCCCUCCCUCCGCCAGGCUUCCCCCCUCCCUUCGCCCUGCUUCCCCCCUCCCUCCGCCAGGCUUCCCCCCUCCCUCUGCCCUGCUUCCCCCCUCCCUCUGCCCUGCUUCCCCCCUCCCUCUGCCCUGCUUCCCCCCUCCCUCUGCCCUGCUUCCCCCCUCCCUCUGCCCUGCUUCCCCCUCCCUCUGCCCUGCUUCCCCCCUCCCACCUCCCUGCUUCCCCCCUCCCUCCACCCUGCUUCCCCCCUCCCUCUGCCCUGCUUCCCCCUCCCUCCGCCCUGCUUCCCCCCUCCCUCCGCCAGGCUUCCCCCCUCCCUUCGCCCUGCUUCCCCCCUCCCUCCGCCAGGCUUCCCCCCUCCCUCUGCCCUGCUUCCCCCCUCCCUCUGCCCUGCUUCCCCCCUCCCUCUGCCCUGCUUCCCCCCUCCCUCUGCCCUGCUUCCCCCCUCCCUCUGCCCUGCUUCCCCCCUCCCACCUCCCUGCUUCCCCCCUCCCUCCACCCUGCUUCCCCCCUCCCUCUGCCCUGCUUCCCCCUCCCUCCGCCCUGCUUCCCCCCUCCCUCCGCCAGGCUUCCCCCCUCCCUUCGCCCUGCUUCCCCCCUCCCUCCGCCAGGCUUCCCCCCUCCCUCUGCCCUGCUUCCCCCCUCCCUCUGCCCUGCUUCCCCCCUCCCUCUGCCCUGCUUCCCCCCUCCCUCUGCCCUGCUUCCCCCUCCCUAUGCCCUGCUUUCCCCCUCCCUCCGCCAGGCUUCCCCCCUCCCUUCGCCCUGCUUCCCCCCUCCCUCCGGCAGGCCCAAGGCAGGCCCAAGGCAGCAGCAACUCUUGUUGCUGUGCCUUGGGUGCCCAAGGCAGCAGCAACAAGAGUUGCUGUGCCUUGGGUGAGGGCUGGUGUGUGCAUGCAAGUGCAAGCAGGCCCAAGGCAGCAGCAACAAGAGUUGCUGUGCCUUGGGCGUGGGCUGGUGAGUGCAUGCAAGUGCAAGCAGGCCCAAGGCAGCAGCAACAAGAGUUGCUGUGCCUUGGGCGUGGGCUGGUGUGUGCAUGCAAGUGCAAGCAGGCCCAAGGCAGCAGCAACAAGAGUUGCUGUGCCUUGGGUGUGGGCUGGUGUGUGCAUGCAAGUGCAAGCAGUAUCGCUGGCACUCACCUGGGCUCUCCUCUCGAGCGACCGGCUUCGGCAGCAGCAACCAGUAUCGCUGUUCUAUAGUCGAGUAGCAGGGAAUUGGGCACUCACCUUGGCUCUCCUCUCGGGCAACCCGCAGGGGCGUGUGCUGCCCCUUGCUACCCGUCAGUGCGCAGUAUCCGCUUUGGUUGUGCGCGUGGUGGUCGCCGAGAGCAGCAGUGUGCUCGUCGCCUGGUAUGCGGGCUCCGCUCGCCUGGAAUGCGGGCUCCGCUCGCCUGGAAUGCGGGCUCCGCUCGCCUGGUAUGUUGCCUCCGCUCGCCUGGUAUGCGGGCUCCGCUCGCCUGGUACGUGGGCUCCGCGCGCCUGGUAUGCGGGCUUCGCGCGCCUGGUAUGCGGGCUCCGCGCGCCUGGUAUGCGGGCUCCGCUCGCCUGGUAUGCGGGCUCCGCUCGCCUGGUAUGCGGGCUCCGCUCGCCUGGUAUUCGGGCUCCGCUCGCCUGGUAUGCGGGCUCCCUAAACCCUGGAAUGCGGGCUCCGCUGCCUGAAAUGCGGGCUCCGCUCGCCUGA
This is a messenger RNA of Closterium sp. Naga37s-1, 7032 nucleotides long. The record is from the annotation of a GenBank genome assembly. NCBI's taxonomy places the organism in Eukaryota, Viridiplantae, Streptophyta, Zygnematophyceae, Desmidiales, Closteriaceae.